This is a messenger RNA of Arachis stenosperma, 2929 nucleotides long. Its product is annotated as kinesin-like protein KIN-8A. The record is from RefSeq and is a predicted model, not a curated record. The coding region runs from base 182 to 2488 and encodes 768 amino acids. The transcript is spliced from 7 exons. Lineage: Eukaryota; Viridiplantae; Streptophyta; Magnoliopsida; Fabales; Fabaceae. Gene Ontology annotation, biological process: microtubule-based movement. Gene Ontology annotation, molecular function: microtubule binding; microtubule motor activity; ATP binding.
ACUACUACUCUUUCUUCUUCAGCUAAACACUGUUUCUUUCUUCCUUUUCUUUCUUUACUCUUCCGCCGGAAAAGUUUCCGACUUUAAGAACUGCCACAAAGCUUCCUCUUUAGCUGGGUCGAUCUCAAAUUCUUCUUGGCAUGUCACCGUAGAAGCAAAAGAACCGAAGAAUCUCGAGAUAAUGCCGGUUUCGACACGGUCUCAGAUGACGCCGAACCCGGUUCGAGACGAACCGGACUCGCGGCUGAGGAACCCGCACCAUGGCCUGAAGGAGAAGCUUAGGGCACUGACAAUGCUCUACGAGCAGCAGAAGCAAGCUUCUCAAGCUCUCAAGAACCCUUCCCUGAAGUUCCAAAAUGAACAGAGCAACGAAAACAACAGACAAGAACAGAGUAAAACAGAGAGCAGAAUCAUGAGAGAGAACAAAAUGUACAGCCUUCUUCCAAAUUCGACCGUUACAAGAACCUUCGUGUUGCCACAACCACUACCACCACCACCACCACCAUCACGCGCCGCCACCGCCACUGCCGCUGACGAAGACACAAAGGAGAACCUUCCAGUUCUUGGGACCGACCGAAUCGUUGGGUUUUCGUGCCAGAGAAAAUCCACAACGACGAAAAAUACAACAAUGGUUUCGGAUUCUGGUUCCAACACGGUGGCUAGGAAGCUGUCGAUGGGGGCAGCGGCGGCGCCGGUGGCGACGUCGGCGGAGGAGAGUUCGGAGAAACAGGGGAAGGUGGAUGGGAAUGGGAGCAGGAUCCUUGUGUUUGUGAGGCUUAGGCCUAUGAACAAGAAGGAGAAAGAAGCGGGUUCACGGUGCUCCGUUAGGGUCGUUAAUCGCCGUGACGUUUAUCUAACGGAAUUUGCAAACGAGAACGAUUAUCUGAGGCUGAAUAGGGUUCGUGGAAGGCACUUCACUUUUGAUGCUGCGUUUCCUGAAUCGGCUACUCAGCAAGAAGUUUAUUCAACUACGACCUCAGAACUAGUGGAAGCAGUUCUGCAAGGGAGGAAUGGUUCAGUGUUCUGUUAUGGUGCCACGGGAGCUGGAAAGACUUACACCAUGCUCGGCACGGUAGAGAAUCCUGGAGUGAUGGUAUUGGCAAUCAAAGAUGUUUUUAGCAAAAUCAGGCAGAGAAGUUGUGAUGGGAACCAUGUUGUUCAUCUGUCGUAUCUUGAGGUCUACAAUGAAACAGUUAGGGAUUUACUUUCCCCUGGAAGGCCUCUGGUUCUUAGAGAAGAUAAACAGGGGAUUGUGGCAGCAGGUCUUACACAAUAUAGAGCUUAUUCCACAGAUGAAGUUAUGGCAUUGCUGCAACAAGGAAAUCAGAACAGAACCACUGAACCAACUCGUGCGAAUGAAACAUCUUCGCGUUCCCAUGCAAUUUUGCAGGUUGUGAUUGAAUACCGAGUUAGGGAUGCAGCGAUGAAUAUAGUUAAUCGUGUGGGAAAGCUCUCAUUGAUUGAUCUUGCAGGGUCAGAGAGAGCUCUUGCCACAGAUCAAAGAACACUUAGAUCUCUUGAGGGCGCUAACAUAAACCGGUCUCUCCUUGCACUAAGCAGCUGCAUAAAUGCUCUUGUGGAAGGCAAAAAACACAUACCAUAUAGGAAUUCCAAACUCACUCAACUCCUCAAGGACUCAUUAGGAGGAACAUGUAACACUAUCAUGAUUGCGAAUAUAAGCCCAAGUAACCUCUCAUUUGGCGAAACACAGAAUACUGUUCACUGGGCCGAUAGAGCCAAGGAGAUUCGGACAAAGGUAAGAGAUGCUAAUGAGGAUCAAUUGCCAGUGCCGGAGACAGAAACUGACCAGGCCAAGUUGGUAAUCGAGCUGCAAAAGGAGAAUCGUGAAUUGAGAAUGCAGCUAGCAAAGCAGCAACAGAAAUUGUUGACUGUUCAAGCACAGUCCUUGGCUGCGCAAUCCUCUCCAACACCGCCUUCAGCUUCAGCUCUUUCUACUCCUCCAACAUCCACACAGCCUAACGAAAAACGAAGGACUAGAUCUUCUUUCCUCUCGGGAACUUGUUUCACUCCAGAAUCCAACAAGAAGAAAGGAGCUGAGCUAGCUGUGAGAACACUCAACCGAACCGUGAAAGCACUGGAGGCAGAGAUCGAGAGAAUGAAGAAAGAUCAUAGUUUGCAGCUAAAGCAAAAAGAUGAUCUUAUUCGCGAGCUUUCACAAAAGGGUGGAAUUCAAACCACUGCAGCAACAACAGCAGAAGAAGUAAGGAAGAGAGUGUUGACCAGGGCUAGCCUAAGGCUAAAGGAGUCAAGCAAUGGCGAGUUGAAGAGUCCAAGCCAUCGCUUUCGAUCACCAGUCCAAGUUGCCAAGAAGAGAAGCUUUUGGGACAUAACCACAUCUAACAGCCCAUCUAUUGCAACAUUUAAUGGCAGAAAAACCAGAAGUCAUGUCAUUCCUGAACCUACUACUGCACCCCCUCCAUCAAUGCUUCUUCAGCCUGGUUUUGCUCGGCAAAAAGCGAAUAUUUAAAGUGAUUUACAAGCAAAAAGCGAAUAUUUAAAGUGAUUUACACAAAAAGGAGUGGAAGAUGAAGUUGCUUAGAACACAAGGAAGCUCAGUUUGAGAGAUCAUAGAUCAUUGCAAACAUGAUGUGCACCUCAAAUGAAUAAGGAAACAGUUCAAUCAACUGCAAGACCCCAAGUGUGCUGCUUCUCACUCAUCAUCACCCCCCCCAAACUGAACCAUGUUCAUUAUUUCAGGCUAUUGAAGUUUCUUGAGGAAACUAUAAAAUCUUUUAUUAUGUAUGUACAUUCACUGUUUCCUCAACCUCAAUACACCAUACUUUUAUAGACUUUAACAAGAGAAAAAAAUCAGAUGUAAUGUGAAUUUGUGUUAGGUUUGAUAAUGACAUGUACUUGUAGAUUAGGGUCAAUUUUAAGUAGUCAAAUCUUUUCAUUAUUUGAUUUCAGU